This is a messenger RNA of Panicum hallii, 1643 nucleotides long. RefSeq names its product autophagy-related protein 18b. Bases 267 to 1382 code for a protein of 371 amino acids. NCBI's taxonomy places the organism in Eukaryota, Viridiplantae, Streptophyta, Magnoliopsida, Poales, Poaceae. The transcript has 11 exons. Gene Ontology annotation, cellular component: extrinsic component of membrane; phagophore assembly site membrane; cytosol. The record is from RefSeq and is a predicted model, not a curated record. Gene Ontology annotation, molecular function: phosphatidylinositol-3-phosphate binding; protein binding; phosphatidylinositol-3,5-bisphosphate binding. Gene Ontology annotation, biological process: autophagy of mitochondrion; protein lipidation; nucleophagy.
GCUCGCCCUUGUACUCUCUCUCGCAGUCGUCGUCGCCCCCCUCCUCUUCCCGACGUCUGGUGGUAUCGGGUUUCGCGUGGCGUGGAGGUCCUUCCGAAAUCAGGAUCGGUUUCGCUGUUGGCGCGGAACCCUAGCUUGCUUCGGCAUUGGAGUUCUAAUCGAAUCCGCCCACCUACGCUAAGCCCGCCCCAAGUCGCAGGCUCUACCGGAAUUCACAGAGACGGACGGGGAACCGGCGAGAAGAUCGAAUUCUGACUGCGCCGGCGAUGGCGAGCAGCUCGGCUCCGUCGCAGGUCAUCUGCGCCUCCUUCAAUCAGGACAACAGCUUGUUUUCUGUGGGGACGAAGGAAGGCCUCAAGAUCUUCGACUCCCGUAAUGGGAGGCUCUGCUAUGAAAACAAUCUUGGGGGAUUAAACAUUGUGGAAAUGCUAUUUAGCACAAGCCUUCUUGCCAUUGUUGGAACCGGUGAACAGCGUGCAAUGUCUCCUCGCCGUCUCUGCUUGUUCAAUACCCAAACAAAACAAUCGAAGAGAGAUCUGAACUUUAAGACUUCAAUUUUGGCUGUUCGAUUAAAUAUGAAGAGGCUUGUUGUUGUAUUGCAAGACAGGACUUUUGUUUAUGAUCUAAAUAGCACUACUAUCUUGGAAGAAAUUGAAACAGGACCCAAUACAAAAGGUCUAUGUGCAUUUGCUCCUAAUUCAGAAGAGUGUUAUUUGGCUUUGCCAGCAAGCACAUCUAAAGGAUCUGCUUUAGUGUACAAAACAUCAGAACCUGAAUUAAUAUGUCAGAUAGAUGCCCAUCAGGCUCCAUUAGCUGCAAUGGUUUUUUCUUCGAAUGGCAUGUACCUGGCAACGGCUUCUGAAAAGGGUACUAUGGUUAGAGUACAUCUCGUCACACAAGCAACCAAGUCACAUAGUUUUCGCCGGGGAACAUACCCAUCGACGAUCUAUUCACUGGCAUUUAGUCCAUCUGUUGAUCUGCCUGACGUUCUUGUUGCCACAAGUUCAUCAGGCUCUUUGCACCUAUUUUUCCUUGAUGCUGCCAGAAAUGGAAGGAGGCAAGCAAAUACAUUGCUCAGUUCAGUAAUUCCUGGAUCAGUAACUGAUGCUUUGGACCCAGCUAAUCAUCAUGUUAUUCACAAUGUUGUCCCUGCAGACAUCAAGAGCUAUCUGGCAGUACAGAGUGUUGAAAAUUCGCAAAAUUCUUCCAAACUACCUGCGUUGAAGACUGUAAUUUACAUUGUAACACAAGAUGGGUACUUCCGGGAGUAUGUGAUCGGCACAACCAAAUCAAAUGAAUCUUCAUGGUUGUUGGAGCGUGAAUUCAAUUUCCUGGAUUCUGGCUUGAGUACUCUCAAGCACAAUGAGCAGCACAUAGACUGACUAGUAAAGCUUGCUGACUGCUCUCUCCUCCGACCAGGACUUGUUGGGUGAUUAUGUCUGUAUAUAUACUCAUGCUGGUUCUUAGGCAUGACUUAACCGUGCAUUGGGAUUAACUUCAAUUGUACAGAGCGUAGAGAUGCCCAUCACCGAUGGGAAUUGGUGUGUCGUAGCGCAUGUAAAUUAUUUAUUGAAUCGAACAGCAAGUCUGAUGCAAUACAAAAAAAGAAAAAUCCAGACAUGUUGAUUUCAUUUUGUGCCAGU